Molecule: messenger RNA, 2115 nt
Organism: Tilletiaria anomala UBC 951
Lineage: Eukaryota; Fungi; Basidiomycota; Exobasidiomycetes; Georgefischeriales; Tilletiariaceae
Product: MFS general substrate transporter
Exons: 2
Coding region: 132-1913 (593 amino acids)
Biological process (GO): transmembrane transport
Molecular function (GO): transmembrane transporter activity
Source: RefSeq, a predicted model, not a curated record
AAAAUUUCCUCGCUGCAUCUGUGAGCGCUACUCGGUAUAAAGGUCACGAUCGCCUUCAUCUUUUUCUUCUCACCUGCCAACGACUCUUCCAGCAAUCCGACUCGCUGUCGUUUUGUGAUACUAUCCCCAAGAUGUGCUCCUCAGACGCUGCGAACCUCCCCAAAAGGGGCGAGGAGGACGGACGCUCCUUCUCCGAGGACCCCUCCUCUAGCGCCGACUCGGACGCCACGCAGCUCGGGGUUGUCAAGGCUGAAGCCGCGCGGCGCGUCGUCGGCUGGCAGCUGUACGUCGCCUGGCUCGGCAUCGCGCUCGUCAGCUACGUCUACGGCCUGGAUAACAACACAACAUACGCCUACCUCACCGCCGCCGCAACGUUUUUUUCGGAUUACAAUCUGUACCCCGCCAUGUCGGUCGUUCAGCAGGUGCUCAUCGGCGUCAUGAAGCUCCCCGUCGCCAAGCUCUCCGACGUAUUCGGCCGUGCGGAGGCGUACACGCUCAGCAUCGCUUUCUACGUUCUCGGCUUCAUCGUUAUCGCAUCGUCACAGAGCACGGCGGCUGUCUUUGGCGGUGUCGUCCUGCAAGCGAUUGGCAACACUGGUACGCAGAUCAUGCAGCAGAUCGUCAUCGCCGACUGGGUCCCCGCCGACUGGCGCGGUUUCGCCAUUGGCAUCGUCAGCUGGCCGUACAUUGUCAACUUUGCCAUCGCGCCGCUAAUAACCGGCCAGCUGGCCAGCUUCAGCGAGCCUACCUCGCAAAAGUGGCGAUGGGGCGCAGGCAUGUUUUGCAUCCUCCUCCCCAUCGUCAGCUCGCCAAUCAUCCUCACCCUCGCCCUGUCGCAGCGGACAGCCAAGCGGUCCGGCCUGCUGAGCCGCACGCGUGCGUCGCCGGGAGCAGUGACCCUGUUCAAGGAGGUCGAUGUUAUUGGCCUCUUCCUUAUCGUCACCGGCUGGCUACUCAUCCUGCUCCCGCUGCAGCUUUACUCGAGAGCACCCCAAGGCUGGAGCACGAGCUACAUCAUCGCCAUGCUCGUCAUCGGUGGCUGCUGCCUCAUCGCCACCGCUGUCUGGGAGGCCUUCUUCAGCCCACGACCCAUCAUCCGUCGAACGUACAUCUUCAACAAGAAUGUGCUUCUACCGACGUUGAUCGGUUUCUUCGACUUCCUCUCCUUCUAUGCAUCUUGGCUCAACGCAUACAGCUGGGCACAAAUUACAUUCGACUUUACUGUUAAAGAAGCCACUUACUUUUCCAAUGCCCAGUCGCUUUGCUUGACGGUCUUUGGCAUUGUCACCGGCAUUGUCGCCAUCGUCACCAAGCGGUACAAGUGGCAGAUGGUCACCGGCGCCUGCAUCCGCGUGCUCGGCAUCGGCCUCAUGAUCUGCUACCGCACACAAGGCAGCUCUACCGCGCAGGUCGUCGUCCCACAAAUCCUCCAGGGCCUUGGCGGCGGCAUCCUCGGCGUACAGCUGCAGGUUGCAGCGCAGGUCAACGUCCCGCACCAGGAUGUUGCCAUGGUCACAGCCUUCGUCCUGCUGCUCACCGAGAUUGGCGGCGCAGUCGGCAGUGCCGUCGUCGGUGCCGUGCAGAACCACGUCCUACCGACCAAAAUCGCGCUCUACCUCCCGCAGCUCUCUAUCGCGGACAAAACGAGCAUCGUUGCUGCGCCGCUCGCCGCCAUCCUCAAUUAUCCGCUUGGCUCUCCCGUGCGCGACGGCAUCAUCCACGCUUGGAGCGACUUUAUGCACGUCUGCCUCAUCAUCGCCAUCGUCACCGGCGCGGUGCCGAUCAUCCUCACCGUGAUGCUCAGCGAUAACAAGCUAACCAGGGACCAGAACGUCAUCGGCGAUAAAGCCCGUUUCGGACACGACAGCGAGGGUACGCACGUCGAUGAAUCCAACGCCGACAGUAAGGUGUAGCACAUCCUGGGCUUGUGGAGAGUGUAUGUACAUGGAAGUUUUGAAAUUUAGCAAGCUUUUGAAUGCGCUGGUGUUCAUCGCACAUGCUCAAGGAAUUCGUUGCGAUGACUCCCAGAUACACGUAUCACCCCUCGCCCCUGCUCGUGUGCCUAUAGGUCAGCGUGGAUCCGCAGCUACCGCUUUUUGAUGGCAUUGACCUGCG